Messenger RNA from Aplysia californica (California sea hare), 3989 nucleotides. RefSeq names its product zinc finger protein 62 homolog. The record is from RefSeq and is a predicted model, not a curated record. Bases 320 to 3538 code for a protein of 1072 amino acids. NCBI's taxonomy places the organism in Eukaryota, Metazoa, Mollusca, Gastropoda, Aplysiida, Aplysiidae. The transcript has 2 exons.
ACUAGAGUAGAGUCUAGAUUCUAGAUCUAGAUUCUAGAUCUAGCUGCGAUUGUUGUGUUGUGUAGUGAUAGCAGAGACAAAGCAACCUUGGAUUGUUGAUAGUUGAUCUUCUAGUUAGUCUAAGAUCUAAGAAUCUAGGAUCUAGAUUUAGAUGUAGAUCUAGUGAUCUAGUAUUGGUUAAUGUCCUGUCCUGUUGUAACAAAUAGCCCAAACCUGGCUUUACUUAGAAAAUGGGCUAAGACUAGGCCAAGACUCUAAAAGUAGACAAAAGCAGGCUAAGAAAUACACUGACAGGAGAGUGUUGUUUUUAAAAAGAAAUAUGGAGGAACCAAAAGCUGUGAACUUUGACUCUGAUGUAGAUCUAGUAUCUCAAGUCAAACCUGAGAUAGAAUCAGAAUUUGAUUUGCCAGUGGGUAAAUCCAUUGACGACACCAUUGACGAAUGUGGUAAACAAAGUAUGAACUUGAAGGAACCAGAAGAGGUGGCAACUGUUCAACAAGUCAAACCUGAGAUAGACUCAGACUCAGAAUCUGAUUUGCCAAUGGAAAAAUUCAUUGACAAUGACAAUGCCAUUUACGGGUGCAGUAAGUCUAAACAAAGUAUGGUGGAAGAACCAGUGGUACCUGUUGUUGUUGAAGUUAAACCUGAGUUAGACUCUGAGUCAGAAACUGAUUUGCCGAUGGAUAGAUCCAUUAGCAACACCAUGGUGGAGUGCUCAGAAUCUGAUCUUAGUCUGAUGGAUAAAUCGGAUAAUUAUGCCCUUGUACCCCACUCAGAAUCUGUUCUGCUGGUUGAUAAAUCUGAUAACAUUACAACAGACUCAAAAUCCCAUCUGCUGGUGGAUAAAUCUAUUGACAGUGAACUUCAAUCAUGUAUAAGGAGAAAUGAUGAAAACUUUCAUCAAACACUGAUAAUGGAAGUAGAAGCAGAGGCCAACAGCAUUGAUGGGAAUGAACAAGUGGCUAAGAUUCAAAGUGAGGAUUCAAGAUUUGGGGAAACCAUGCAAAAUACUGUUACAUCAAAAACUAUUAGGUCAAUGGACAGUCAAAAAUUUGAAAGAAAUGCUUGUGGAUCUUUGCUCGAGAACAUAGCGGAAACUAAUUCUGGAAGUGAUAUUGAUGCCUCGUGUAAGAGUACGGAAGCUUACAGUGAGCUUGUUAUUUACCGCAGAGUGGAACAAGAUCAGUUGUACUCCUUCGAGAUCUGCAGAAGAUUUUAUUCAGAGCCAAUCUGGGCAGAGCGACCCAGCAUAAGUUCAUGUUGCAAACCAUCGAAAAAGCGCAAGCGGAAGCGCCCAUCAUAUCCUCUUGAGCUGGCGGUGUGCUGCUCAAAGAAAGCUCUCCGACGAGUGCGGCCUUCCAAUUUUGACGAAGUUUGGCCCAAUACUGACAUGAUUGUCUCUGAUGAAGAUGGACGGAAGUCUUCAGAAUGUUCAAACAAGGGUCCUUUAAAUGGUGCUGAAAAAGAUAUCUCUUCAGGUCGCCGCUGUCUCUGGGCCUCCUGGAGAUCCACCACCUUGGAACAUCCCGUGCGAGGGAAAUCUGGGCACAGUUCAAGUUUCUCUCUCGACAAAAUGCAGAAGACUCAUCAAAGAGGAGUGGACAGCGUCCAGCAGAGAACAACUGUUUCGGAUACCCACGCUACGGAGAAAGACGCUGAUCGCCAUCUUGCCAGACCAAGUAAUGACCAAGGGUCUAUGCCAUCAGUAACUCCAGAUCACAACUACACUCUGAGCUCAAGAGGGUGUGACUCCAUUAUUAAUCGAAAGGUUUCGGAUGUCAAUCCAGAUAUAGAUAGUAUAAGUACGCAAGGUUUGCAUCAAAAUCAGGGGAUAAAGGAAGAGCCAUGUGAGUAUGAAGAUAAUAACGAGUGUAUUGUAUAUAACGAUAUUGCAGACGUUGAUGAUGAUGUAGGAAGAAACUCCUACAGCCGUGACGAUAAUAAGAAGUCUGAGUGUGAUAACCAUGUAUCAGACGCUGGGGGGAAGGAGUGUAGUUAUCUACGUAGACUUCUCACAGCGAAACCCUUGGACAGUUGUGAGGAAAUGCACUCACUAGAAAAAGACAGAACAAGUUUUAGGAAGAGUGGAAUACCGCAGACAGACGAAGCGCGAUGUGGAAGUGGCGCGGAAAAAAAGCAGCGACAAACACAACACGCCACUAGCUCUGUCGUUAGCGGCUACAAACCUCUCGGAGAUUCUGUACACAAAACUUACAAAUGCGAGGCCUGUCGUAAGAGUUUUGCAAGUCUUGGUAAUCUUAUAUGGCAUAAUAAAUCGAAACAUCCGGAUGAAAAUCCGUACCCGUGCGACGUUUGUGGCGCAAAGUUUUCCAAGAUGGAAGCGCUGCGGGUUCACAGAAAGACGCAUAAGGGAGAAAAAUUGUACAGAUGUGAGCACUGUGGUAUGAGGUUUACGAAAAGAGUUGUCCUGCUCAGGCACAGAAGUAGUGGGCCCUGUGGAGAAAAGCCUUACAAGUGUGAUGUGUGCACUGCCCAGUAUGCAGACGAAGGUACUCUGCGAUUGCACAAAAAAAUUCACCCCGCAGAAAAACCUUACAAGUGUGAUGUUUGCGGUGAUGGGUAUGCAGACAAAGGUGCUCUCCGAUGGCACAAAAGAAUUCACAACGUAGAAAAACUCUACAAGUGUGAUGUUUGCGGGGACGAGUAUGCAGACAAGGACCGUCUCCAACGGCAUAAAAAUAUUCACGCCAUAGAAAAACCUUACAAGUGUGAUGUGUGCAGUGCCGAGUAUGCAGACAAAGGUACUCUUCGAUGGCACCAAAAAAUACACACAGUAAGGAAACCGUACAAGUGUAAUGUGUGCAGUGCUGAAUAUGCUGAUGAAGGUACUCUCCGAUGGCACAAGAGAGUUCACUCCGUCGGGAAAAGUUACGAGUGUGACGUUUGUCAUGUCAAGUACACCAACAAAGCCACUCUCCAGUGGCACAAAAGAAUUCACGCAAGAGAAAAACUUUACAAAUGCGACGUUUGCAAUGCCGAGUAUACAAGCAAGUCAGCUUUCCAAUGGCAUGAAAGAGCUCACAAGGAAGAAAAGAAAUUCCAACGCAAUUUUCCUACUGUUUCGGGAGGUCUGCAAAAUCAAAAAGAAACCCGUCCGGACCAGAAGUCUUACACGUGCGAUAUGUGUAGUGCGACGUUCCCACAAAGGGCCGCUCUAGAGGAGCACAGGAGAGAACAUAGUAGUAGUAGAGGAAAGCCGUUUUCCUGCGCCGUGUGUGGAGUCAGUUUUACGCUGUGCGGCGACCUACUGGAUCACAUACACACGCACUUUCCGGGAAAGCCGUUCAAGUGCGACGUUUGCGGCGAUUGUUUCGCCCAGAUUGGCGACCUCUUGAAUCACAAAAAAAUGGCGCACGUAGGACAGAGACCGUAUGUGUGUAAAGUUUGCAACAUUCAGUUCUCACACAGAGGCCUUUUUCUCAGGCACAAAAAUCAGCAUAAAGGAAGCCAGCCUCCUGCACUGCUACGAAGUUUGUUAUUGGCCGGAUCAAAAAGCAGCAGUAGUACAUCGAUUUGAGUUGUUGGUGGUCUGUCUAGUGGUUAGGCUGUUAGUUGGGCUCACAACCAAAAGGUUGUUGGUUCAAACCCUACCAGGGGUCCGAGGUUGAGGCCUUAGAAUAGGCUCUUUACGCACAUUUUCUUCAUUUCAUUCUUAUGAGAAUGGGUAACCCAGCUUGUCAGUUUGAUAGUGUUUGAGUGUUUAAUCGGCUGCUUGCACUGUAUGCUUCCAGGAAAACAGAGAAAGCUUUUGAGUGUUCUCUAGGGUUUGAUGGGAUAAUACUGUAGAUUGCAAAGCGUAUAGAGUUUGCUUUUAGGCGGGGAUAUAUUAUAUAUAUAUAUAUGAGAGGGUGAGAUGCAAAACCCGCUAAGCGACAUUUUUGGAAAAAAUCAAGAUUUUUUUCCUAUAAAUGCACAUAGUUACGGGUUAUCAGAUGCACUAAUAAAUAAAAGGAGAAGAUGGAGAUGGA